AUGAGGGAAGCUAAUCCAGGGUCACACACGUCUUUUGAAAGGGAUUCUAAAAGGAGAUUCAUAUUCCUCUUCAUCUCCUUUGGUCAGAGUCUUCGCGGUUUCUAUGCUGCAAUUCGGAAAGUUAUUGUUGUGGAUGGGACGUUCUUGAAGAGAAAAUACAAAGGGGUAUUACUGGUUGCUACUUCAUUAGAUGAAAACUCGAAUUUAUAUCCUAUUUCAUUUGGAGUUGUCGACUCAGAGAAUGACCUCGCGUGGAACUGGUUUAUGAGACAACUUAAUGUGGUCAUUGCUGACGAGCAUAGUUUAGCUUUUGUGUCUGAUAGGAGUUCCUCAAUUGCUAAAGCUAUUGCUAACGUGUACCCUGGGAAAGGUGUGGCUGGUUUGGUUUCAAAGGCUUCUAAAGCGUAUCGAGCUGCUGAUUUUCGUAAGUUGUUCACUGCUAUUUACUCUAUUAGUCCUGAAAUUGGAAAUUAUCUCAUAGAAGCCGAUGUGAGGAAGUGGGCUCUUUGUCAAUUCCUGGGUUACAUGUAUGAUAUCAGCACAACUAACCAUGCGGAGUCGAUAAAUUCUGCUUUGCGUACGCCUAGAGAGUUUCCAGUAAUACUUCUAUUGGACAGCAUCAGGGAAAUGAUGACUCGAUGGUUUUCCCAAUGUAGAACUUUAAGUUCUAAGCACUCGAAGCCACUGACCAUUGUUGUGGAGAAGAAGAUUGACAGAAGGAUUGAGAAGCACGCCAUAAAAGCAGGCUUCAGUGUUGGAAUACAAGCACACACACUCACGGACGACAUAUACACUACUGCGUCAUGGCACACAGCUUAUGAAGAAAGCAUAAAUCUUAUUGGUGUCCCUGAAGAUGCUUGGACUGUUCCAUCUCAUGUGGAGCAGACGAAAGUCCUUCCUCCAAAGUCUAGACGAGCUGCAGGUAGAAGAAAGAAACGCAGAUACGAGACAGCCGAAGAUAAGAUCCGUUCGUCACAAGGAAAUCAAGGCUCUAAAGGUCGUAAAUGCAGUCGAUGUGGGAUUCGAGGGCACGAUAGGAGAACAUGUGAUCGAGCAAUAUAG
Molecule: messenger RNA, 1062 nt
Organism: Brassica oleracea var. oleracea
Lineage: Eukaryota; Viridiplantae; Streptophyta; Magnoliopsida; Brassicales; Brassicaceae
Exons: 3
Coding region: 1-1062 (353 amino acids)
Source: RefSeq, a predicted model, not a curated record